Messenger RNA from Myripristis murdjan (pinecone soldierfish), 2658 nucleotides. It is a transcript of the gene pmm1, whose product is annotated as phosphomannomutase 1. Gene Ontology annotation, cellular component: cytosol. The transcript is spliced from 8 exons. The coding region runs from base 219 to 1004 and encodes 261 amino acids. Gene Ontology annotation, molecular function: phosphomannomutase activity. NCBI's taxonomy places the organism in Eukaryota, Metazoa, Chordata, Actinopteri, Holocentriformes, Holocentridae. The record is from RefSeq and is a predicted model, not a curated record. Gene Ontology annotation, biological process: GDP-mannose biosynthetic process; protein N-linked glycosylation; mannose metabolic process.
GCUGUUCACUCCGCUGUGGUUUCAUUCACCAUCUGCCCCCGGGAGCGUGUCGUUACCUCAGCUGACACACAGGACUUCAUUUCUACCUCAUUUGAAGGUUGUUGUUUAUUUUUUUUUAAUUUGGCUGUUUGGUUGUAUCAGACUGGACGUGUGACACUUGUAAUCAAAAGUGAAAUCCACAAAAAAAAAAAAAAAAAAAAAAAUACACAGAAGAAGACAUGGACGAGUCAAAGGGCUUCUCGUCAGACCGAAACAUCCUCUGCCUGUUUGAUGUUGAUGGCACUCUCACACCCCCACGAGAGAAAAUCGACCCGCAGCUGGACGAGUUCUUCCAGACUCUGCGGAGGAAAGUGAAGAUCGGCAUUGUGGGAGGGUCGGACUACUCUAAGAUAGCAGAGCAGCUCGGGGAGGGAGAUGAUGUGAUACACAAGUUCGACUACGUGUUUGCUGAGAAUGGCACGGUGCAAUACAAAGACGGGAAACUCCUCUCAAAACAUGCCAUUCAGAACCAGAUAGGUGAGGAGCUGCUGCAGGACCUCAUCAACUUCUGCCUCAGCUACAUGGGGCUCAUCAAGCUGCCCAAGAAAAGGGGAACAUUCAUCGAGUUCCGCAACGGAAUGCUGAACAUUUCUCCCAUUGGCCGGAGCUGCACGCCGGAGGAGCGAAUCGAAUUCUCGGAGAUAGACAAGAGAGAGAGGAUCAGGGAGAAAUUCGUAGCUGCCCUGCAACAGGAAUUUGCUGGGAAGGGACUGCGGUUCACUAAAGGUGGGCUCAUCAGCUUCGACAUAUUCCCAGAGGGCUGGGACAAGAGACUGUGUCUGGAAGUGCUGGAGGGGGAAGGCUUGGACGCCAUCUACUUCUUUGGCAACGAGACCUCGUCUGGGGGAAACGACUAUGAAAUUUUCAAUGACCCGCGGACCAUCGGCUUCACCGUCAGCUCUCCAGAGAACACGGCCGGGCUCUGUCGAGAGCUGUUCUUCGACACUCCGCCCAACGAGUCCUGAUGCCCCGGGCCGGGUGGCUGCGCCCCUCCGCCUCCCCCGCCUGCUGCUCCCUCUGAGCUCCCACCUGUGGUCACAGCAGGUACUGCAACAAACGCCCACUCCUCAGCCGGAGGAGCAGCAGCAGGGCAGAGGAGCGGAGGCUGUUUAUGAACUGUUGAAAGAUCUCACUACUGAUCCCCUCCCAGCUAAUAUACUCAGUGUCAGUGUUAUUAUGAUUGUUGUAAACGGGAACGAGCCGCCGCCGGACCGCUGCGGUGCCGCAUUUGGCUCGGUGCCAGGGAAUGCACUAUGAGAUGGGAUCCAUGCAAAGCCACUUAUUACUGAACAGAUAGAUCCCAUCGCUUUUUAAAGGGACAGCAACCGGGGAAAACGUUAAGAAAUGUGCUAAUGUGCUAAGUGUCUCUCACUAGAACUGAGAUUUCUAAUACAUGUGCCAGAAAUGUUUGGCUUUCUGUCAGACCUCUAUGUUUUGUAGCAUGUUGAAAUAUGUGUAUAUAACAUGAAAUUAAGAAAUUCUGCAAUUUUUAAAGGUAAUCCAGCAGAUUACCCUGAGUAUAAAAUGAUGUGUUUGUUUUUGUUUUGCACUUAAGAGUGCACGGUUAUAUACCAAAAGCUGGUACAGUCUGGUGAUGAAUACUGCUAAAGGAGAGGAAUCAGAGGACUAAAGACAGACUGAUGUCAAUGAAAAAUCAGAUGAACCAUUUGCUUGUUGCUUUGUGUCCACUUUGAAAAUGAGAUUUAUGAAAUCUAAGGGAAGAUCUUGGCUUUUCCUUCUAUGAAGUUGAUGACCUAUGAAUCAUUCCAACUCUUUUAAUUUCUCUACACCACUCAGAACUUGAUUCAUGUGCAGGGUUAUAUUUGUUUUUUUUUUUUUAAUGGUUUACAGUAUGAUCCCCUAGAAUGAUAAUGUCUGAAGUUGAUUGCUGCUAGAAAUUAAAGAAGAGUCUAGCUGCUUGUUUUGCUUCUGCAAGUGCACGCCUGAAAAAAAUACCUGAGAGCGCAGACAGUGCAUUGAAGUGCACCUUCUUUACCGAUUGAAUGAUUUAUCUGAACGGAUGAAUGAUGUUAUUGUGACCGAGUCACUUUGCAAACUGUUGACAGGCAGCAUACCAACUUCUUUGUGUAAGAAUGUUUUUAGGAGCCACAUCGCGGCCACAUGCAGUGAAGUGGUGACCCCAGGGUUUGGUUUGUGGCUUUAAACCACAACCAUCGCUUCUUAGACAAAUUAACAAUCUAAUUAACACUUUCCAUUUCUUUUGAGGCUUUUAGAUAAAUAAAAAAUAUGAAGCCCAGCUGCUGUGUCGAUACAAGUUAUGUCACGUCUUCUCAUAACCUUGUGUUGUGGUACAGAGGAAUCGAUGCUCCCUUGUCUAGAUUACUGCUACAAAAGAUUGGUUAGCAGGCCGCCACAAGGCAGACACAUCAGCUGCAACAUAUGUGAAACUAUUUGACACUCCAUAAGCACCAUAAGCUACAAAAAAAUGUGCAUCUACAUGUACAGUAGAAAAGGCUCCAUUUCAAUAAUGUCACUGAUGAUGAUUGUGAGAAUAAUCAUGUUUUUGUUUUGUUUGUUUGAGUCAUGUAUGCAUUAAAUAGAUGGAUUGUGUGUCUGUUCAUUGUAGUAAAUCUUUUUUGACUAAAACUUUCUGGUGUC